AAAAUAUUUUGAGAAAGUCAAAUAAAAAGGGUUAAUAAAAAACACGUGCACCGAUAAUCUCUUCUCUGUUCUCCAAGUUAUCUCCACAGGAACGUGGACCUGGAGCGAAUAGAUGAAUUUGCAUUCGAUGGCGUCAUCCACGGCCCGACCUACUUAGACCUUUCAGAGACCACGGUCUGCUCCCUGCCCUCAAUGGGCAUGGAGACCAUUGAGAAGCUCCAAGCCAAGAACACUUGGACCCUCAAAGUGCUGCCCCCCUUCAGGUCCUUCCUGCAUCUGCAGAGCGCUGAGUUGACCUUCCCGAGCCACUGCUGCGGCCUCAAGAAGUUGAAGAGGUGGAGAGGAGACUCUGAAGCCGUGAUCUGUAACCUGACGCGGGCCCUCAGGCCUCAGGACCCUCAGGGGUACCUGGGCCACGCUCUCCACCGCCGGCUGAACGCCAGCUUCGCUCUCCAGACCGCCGCCGCCGCCGCCGCCGUGAACCUCGCCGGCUGCUACGACAGCCCGGUGUGCCCGACCCGGGAGUCCCAGAGCGAGGGUCAGUUCUACGUGGAGCUGCCCACGGAGCGGCCCGACGACGGCUUCCACUUCGCCCUGUGCGACGGACCUCACCUGGACGACCGCGGCCUCCUGUGCACGCCGCUGCCCGACGCCCUGAACCCCUGCGAGGACGUGGUGAGCCAGGGCUUCCUGCGGGUCCUGGUGUGGGUGGUCAGCCCGUUGGCCAUCUCGGCCAACUUCCUGGUGAUGUUCAUCCUGCUGACGAGCCAGCAGAAGUUCUCCGUCACGCGCUUCCUCAUGGGUCACCUGGCCUUCGCCGACUUAUGCAUGGGCGUCUACCUGCUGCUGGUGGCGUCCGUCGACCUCUACACGCGCUCCCACUACCACCGCUACGCCAUCGCCUGGCAGACGGACGGCGGCUGCAACCUGGCGGGCGCCAUCUCGGUGUUCGCCAGCGAGCUGUCCGUGUACACGUUGACCCUCAUCAGCCUCCAGCGCUGGCACGCCAUCUUCUACGCGAUGAGGGCGGACCGGAGGAUCCGCCUGCGCCACGCGGCGGCGCUGAUGCUGGCGGGCUGGCUGCUGUGCGUGGCGCUCGCCGUGCUGCCGCUGGUCGGCGUGAGCAGCUACCAGAAGGUGAGCAUCUGCUUGCCGAUGGACACGGAGACGCCGGCGGCGCGCGCCUACGUGGUCUCCGUGCUGAUGCUCAACGUGGUGGCCUUCACCGUGGUGAGCCUGUGCUACCUGCACAUCUACCUCAUGGUGCACAACCCGCUGCACCAGUCCAGCCGGGGCGACACCAGCAUGGCCAAACGCAUGGCGGUGCUCAUCUUCACCAACUUCCUGUGCCUGGCGCCCAUCUGCUUCUACGGCUUGUCCGCGGCGCUGCACCAACCGCUGAUGACCGUCACGGAUUCCAAGGUGCUGCUGGUGCUCUUCUAUCCUCUCAACUCGUGCGCUCACCCUUUUUUCUACGCCAUCCUGACGAAGGCGUUCCACCGGGACAUCCUGAUGCUGCUGAGCCGCAUGGGGCUGUGCCAGCGGCAGGCGCACCUGUACCGGAGCCAGCUGGUCAAUAUCCCGCCGUGUAGCCCCGCCCACACGGCACAACAUGUUCCAGUGCAGGAACUGCCCGGCUACAAGAUGUCCCCAAUUUGCUUUUAAUUAUUCAUUAAUGAUUUUUUUAUUGGGAGUCUAAAAUAAUUUCGUCUUCAUACUAAUUCACCGAAUUGAUCCAUUACGCAAUAUAUACCGUGACAAAAUGUGUGAUCCAUGAAUUUAUUGUAUCAGUUUGCUGUUUUUUUCUCCAAAAUAAUGUUCAAUAAUAAUCUUUCAGGCUUCUUUUGUGAAACUCAAUAAUUCGUAGCUUUUCGUUUUGAGAGCGAAGGCUUUUCUUUUUUUAGAGCAAAGAUUCAUAAGAAAGAAUAAUUAAUUAAUUUAAUUAUAAAUGAGAAAUCUGGUCUAAAAAAAUACCUUCGUAAAAGACGACUGGAAACGUGUCUAAAACUGUUAAUAUGAGGAGAACUCAUACAUCUUUUUUAAUGUUUUAUACAUUUUUAGCAUGAUAUAUAUAAAUAUAUUGCUUAUAUUUCAGAAUAUUACCCCUUCCAGACUCCUUACUUAUUUUCUUUAAUCUACGAUGACUCUAACAUAGUUCUGUGCAGACUUCAGGUCUGAAUUAAAAUAAGUACAAUAAAAUGUUGAUGUUGUUUUACACCCUAAUAACUCUACUUUAAGUGAAUAUUGCAUUAUUGUUUCUUUAAUAUUCUCUCUAGUUUCUUCAGUGGGAACAUUUUCAUUUGAGUCUGAUUUUAUUCUCAUUUCUUGUUAAUAAGUGUGACUCCUCUCACUCAGAACGUGUGUUUAUAUCUUUUACUUUGUUAUUAGUUAUCUACGGUGGUUAUUUGCAUUAAAACACACCAUUUAAUUGAAAGAGGAAAUAAAAGAUUAUAUUUGUAUUUGUUUAAAAUUGGCAAUUUUAGGUUUAAAUGCAGUGUCUGAUUUUUAAAGGUGCAAAUAAAGUGUUUACUAAAGUUCAA
Pseudoliparis swirei is the source of this 2540-nucleotide messenger RNA. RefSeq names its product thyrotropin receptor-like. Lineage: Eukaryota; Metazoa; Chordata; Actinopteri; Perciformes; Liparidae. Bases 193 to 1665 code for a protein of 490 amino acids. The transcript has 4 exons. Gene Ontology annotation, cellular component: membrane. Gene Ontology annotation, molecular function: thyroid-stimulating hormone receptor activity. The record is from RefSeq and is a predicted model, not a curated record. Gene Ontology annotation, biological process: G protein-coupled receptor signaling pathway.